Molecule: messenger RNA, 8938 nt
Organism: Sus scrofa (pig)
Lineage: Eukaryota; Metazoa; Chordata; Mammalia; Artiodactyla; Suidae
Gene: NEDD4
Product: NEDD4 E3 ubiquitin protein ligase
Biological process (GO): receptor catabolic process; neuromuscular junction development; receptor internalization
Cellular component (GO): dendritic spine; cytoplasm
Molecular function (GO): ubiquitin protein ligase activity; protein binding; sodium channel inhibitor activity
Source: RefSeq, a predicted model, not a curated record
AAAAAAAAAAAAAAAAAAAAAAAGGAAAUAGAAGCUGGAUUGGCUACAUCCACCAUAUAUCCAACCUCCUCUCUGGUGUUACCUACUGUUUACUUUGUACCCAGCAUGAGUUCAGGUGGAUCAGAGGAAAUAAGAAAUGUUUAGUUGUUGUCCUCACCCUCUGGAAGCUUAAAAUCUAGUUAGGUGAAACUGAUACUUAACAGUGAAGCUUACCAAAGAGAAAACAUUUAUCAUUAUUUAUUCAUUAUUUUAUAGUAACAACUAAAGGGGAUUUCCUUAAUAACUGGAAGUUUUAAGCCACAGGCACUAGCAGUUAGAUCUCAUUGAUUAGCUUAUUAGAAGUGAUUCAUCUUUUGAGUCCUCAAAUCCCUAACUUAAUUCAAGAAGGAAAGCUGGAAUUAUUUGAAGGCAUAGUGAAAAGAUUAGGACUCUCCCUUCUGGUAAAAAAAAGAAAGAUUUUAAGAGAAUAUGUACUGAAGCCUGUAAUAUCAUAAAGGAAAUAGGUUAUGCAAAACCAAAAUAGCAUAAUAAUUUUAUUAUUAAAUUUAUAAUUAUACACAUUCUAAAACAGUACUAUCUCAUUCUAGUCAGAAAUAGAAUUUAGUAAAUUCCAUAUUUCUAUUUUGUCCUGCCUUAAUUGAUUAAAAACAGUGUUUAGAAAAUUGUGAUUGAGAACAGAUCUAUCUUGAGUUUUCUUUUUUAAACAAAGUGUGAGUAUAUGUUUUACAUAUUUGCUUUCACUUAGGGAAAAAAAACUUACUUAGAAAAAUACAACUUGGGUGUAGUACCAUGUGGUGUAAACAACUGAACUAUUUUGCUUUUUACUUUCCUAUGAAUGAGCCAGUAUAUAUUUAUUACUGGAGUUCCAGCUGUAAAAUUCAGGUAAGGGGUUUAAAUAUACCCUAGAGCAUUAUUUAAAAAUAAAUUUGUUUCUUUCAAACAGAAUACCAACCUUGGUCUAUGACAUUUAGGGGAGAAAUUAAAAUAUUAAACUUUUAUUACCUAGUAAACUGAAAAUAAAGUAAAGGUUAAAUAAAUACGAAGCAGAAAAAAAUACAUAUACAAAAUUGCAACCUCUGAAAGGACAGACAGUCUACUGUUCUCUCCUGUGGGAGCUUUAUCAGCAGUAGUAAGUAAUUCUGCCUCUAGGGCAGUGCUAGUGCUCAAAAAUGUAAACAAGUAUGUACUUUGUUUAUAUAAAGAAAUAUGCGACAUGGUUUGUACUUCUUUAUAGGUAUCAAACAACUAAAUGAAUUGUUUCAGUGCACCAGUAGGGGCCAGCAAAGAGCUCCUAGAGUUUUUCGCAACAGAAUUGGCAUUGAGAUAUGUUUAUUUGAUGUGUUAAAUCCUUUUUAGACUUCUUUACUUACCACAACACUCUCUUAAGUGAAUGAAUUGCAGAGACAGUGGAAUAAAAUAUCUUGUGUGCUCAAACUAUAUUGGGGUAUAGUUUUUCUGUCUAAUCUGCAUAUAUUUUUAAUGGAAUGUUUUCUUAGCCUAUUUCUUGGCAGAGUUUUAAUAGUCCAAAUAUAAAUGGCAUCAUUUAAAGACUGUACUGCUUGGCUGAAAAGGCCUUAAAAUUACAGGAGAAAAUGCUUGGUGACAGCUUCUCUCAAAAUUUUUUUUUUCUCAGAUGUAUGCUCAAUUUUUGCAAUAGAUUACUAGGCUAAUUUUGUAUUUCGAUCCUUAAGCUUUCACUUUUUAUAAGUACAUCGUGUUUUAGAAGCUAAAAUAUGUAUCUAUUUGAUUUAAUGCUAAAUUUUUAAUUCACCUCAGUUUUGAUAUUUCCCAGUUUAUACAACUGUUUGAACUUACUCAUUUAAAAAAAAUUAACAGUCUAUAUUCCUUUCUACAUUUACUAAGUUGACUAGAUUCCAGUAUGACCACUAUUUGGAAAUUCAAUCCUUGAUUUGAUACUCAAUUACAUGGGGUUUCAUUCCUACCAACUUCCUGUAAUUCUAUCCCUAUGGGUAAAAAUAUUAGUGGUCAAACUGCUGGAGAAAGUAUAGGCACCGUGAUUCACAUAGUUAAAUGUUCAUUUAGUAGAGCUGGAGUGAAAAAUACUGUUUCAACUUGAAAUGCUAGAAGAUUGUUGUUCUUGUGUUACUCAUUCAUGCAAAUUGGAGAAGGUAUAAUUGAAACAAGGUUGGCAGUGUUUGAGGCAGUGUGCUGCAGCUGAGCUCAGCUUAAAGGUCGCUGGAAAUCAAGUGCUUUGUAAGUGAAGGCAUUUUGACUACAAGCGAUUCAAGACAUUUUGGAAACGUCAGUCGUCAGUCUCGGGAAUGGGCCGUCUUUUUCUUUCUACGAUAUCUGGUCUCUAAGGUUUUACUCAGGAUAAAGACCACUACUUACGAGCUCUUUUAGGCACCACAAAUGAUUUUUUCUUUCGAUGCAGUGCAGCUGCUUCUAGCCUGUCUACCGACAGAGAUCUUUGUUAUGACUUUCAGCCCUUAACAUGUUUGGAAAUGAGAACAAAUGGCACAAAGCUUACGAUUGCACUUUGCAGCCAGAAGAAGCAAUACUUACCCUUUGUCAGAAACCUCUGGAGAUGAUUUGGAUAGCAGUAUUCACAUGUGCUUCACAAGACCAACACGGAUUUCAACCUCUAACGUGGUUCAAAUGAAGCUGACUCCCAGACAAACUGCACUAGCUCCGUUAAUAAAGGAAAACGUUAAGUCUCAGGAAAGAUCAUCUGUUCCUUCACCUGAAAAUGUUAAUAAAAAGAGCAGCUGUCUGCAGAUUUCACUCCAGCCAACAAGGUACAGUGGAUGUCUUCAGUCUAGCCAUGUCUUAGCUGGCAGUGAUGAUGCUUCAUUUACUUGUGUCUUGAAGGAUGGCAGUGCUGUGGUUGAUAACGACCUGAGUGCUGUGGAUGAUGGUACCUUUUUAAGCAGUUCUGUCAUUUGCAGUGGUAGCCUUAGUAACUUUUCAGCCAGUGAGAAUGGGUCUUAUAGCAGCAACAGUAGCGAUUAUGGGUCAUGCACCAGUAUCACCAGUGGAGGUUCCUACACCAACAGUAUCACCAGCGACAGCAGUGGUUGUGGUUUUCCGCCAACUGAUGAUACCUUUUUUGGUGGAAAUUUGUCUUCUGACAGCACCUCCAAUAGAAGUGUGCCAAACAGGAAUACUGCUCCAUGUGAAAUUUUGUCAAGAAGUACAAGUACAGUUCCCUUUGUCCAGGAUGACUUGGAUCAUGGACUAGAGAUCAUGAAAUUGCCAAUGAUCAGGAACUCAAAAAUUCCUCUAAAACGUUGUUCAUCCUUAGUCAUUUUUCCUAGGAGUCCUUCAAAUACUCCACCAACUUCUCCUACAAGUACAGGUACUUUUCUGAGCAAAGGAUCCUAUCAGACCUCACACCAGUUUGUUAUUUCUCCUAGUGAAGUUGCCCACAAUGAAGAUGGCACUAAUGCUAAGGGAUUUCUUUCAACAGCUGUCAACGGACUUCGGUUGUCUAAAACAACCUCUACUCCUGGAGAAGUAAGAGACAUACGACCCCUUCACAGGAAGGGCUCAUUACAAAAGAAAACUGUUAUUGCAAAUAAUAGUCCAAAUCAGACCGCCUGUGAAAAGUCAUCUGAAGGAUAUUCUUGUGUUUCAGUGCAUUUCACCCAACAGAAAGCAACUACAUUAAAUUGUGAAACAGCAAAUGGUGACUGUAAACCAGGGAUGUCAGAAAUUAAGCUUAACUCUGAUUCAGAGUAUAUUAAGCGUAUGCAUAGGACAUCUGCAUAUUUACCAUCCUCCCAAAAUAUAGAUUGUCAAAUCAAUAUCAGCAGACAGUUGGAAAGACCAAACUUACAGAUAAACAAAAACCAUGCUAUUUUACGAAGAAGUAUUUCAUUGGGAGGAACUUAUCCAAAUAUUUCCUGUUUAUCCAGCCUUAAGCACAAUUGUUCUAAGGGGGGACCAUCUCAAUUGCUCAUAAAGUUUGCAUCUGGAAAUGAAGGUAAAGUUGAUAAUUUAACAAGAGACAGCAACAGAGAUUUCACAAAUGAUCCAUCUAAUUCUUUAAAGCAUUCUUGUAAGACAAGAGAUGACUUCCUAGGUCAAGUGGAUGUUCCUCUUUAUCCAUUACCGACAGAAAAUCCAAGAAUGGAGAGACCAUAUACGUUUAAGGAUUUUGUUCUUCACCCAAGAAGUCACAAAUCAAGAGUUAAAGGUUAUCUGAGAUUAAAAAUGACUUAUUUACCUAAAACCAGUGGCUCAGAAGAAGAUAACACAGAACAGGCUGAGGAAUUAGAGCCUGGCUGGGUAGUUUUGGACCAACCAGAUGCUGCUUGCAAUUUGCAGCAGCAACAAGAACCUUCUCCUCUACCUCCAGGAUGGGAAGAAAGGCAGGAUAUUCUUGGAAGGACCUACUAUGUAAAUCAUGAAUCUAGAAGAACACAGUGGAAAAGACCAAGCCUUCAGGACACCCUAACAGAUGCCGAGAAUGGUAACAUUCAGCUGCAAGCCCAGCGUGCAUUUACCACCAGGCGGCAGAUCUCUGAGGAAACAGAAAGUGUUGACAGCCGAGAGUCUUCCGAGAAUUGGGAAAUUAUAAGAGAAGAUGAAGCCACCAUGUACAGCAAUCAAGCCUUCCCAUCAUCUCCACCAUCAAACAACUUGGAUGUCCAGACUCAUCUUGCAGAAGAAUUGAAUGCCAGACUCACUGUUUGUGGAAAUUCAGCCACUGGCCAGCCAGUAUCCAGCUCAAAUCAUUCCAGCAGAAGAAGCAGCUUACAAGCCUAUACUUUUGAGGAACAGCCUACACUUCCUGUGCUUUUGCCUACUUCAUCUGGAUUACCACCAGGUUGGGAAGAAAAACAAGAUGAAAGAGGAAGGUCAUAUUAUGUAGAUCACAAUUGCCGAACUACUACCUGGUUGAAGCCCACUCUGCAGGCUUCAGUCACCACGGAGACCAGUCAGCUGCCAUCAAGCCAGAGUUCUUCCACAGGCCCCCAGGCGCAGGCUCCCACAAGUGAUGCUGCACAGCAGGUGACCCAGCCUUCUGAAAUGGAACAAGGAUCCCUUCCCAAAGGCUGGGAAGUCCGGCAUGCACCAAAUGGGAGGCCUUUCUUCAUUGACCACAAUACCAAAACCACCACCUGGGAAGAUCCAAGACUGAAAAUUCCAGCUCAUCUGAGAGGAAAGACAUCACUUGAUCCUUCCAGUGACCUGGGGCCUUUACCUCCAGGAUGGGAAGAAAGAACUCACACCGAUGGAAGAAUCUUCUACAUAAAUCACAAUAUUAAAAAAACACAAUGGGAAGAUCCCCGGUUACAGAAUGUAGCAAUAACUGGACCAGCAGUGCCCUACUCCAGGGAUUACAAAAGAAAGUAUGAGUUCUUCCGAAGAAAGUUGAAGAAGCAGAAUGACAUUCCAAACAAAUUUGAAAUGAAACUUCGCCGCGCCACUGUGCUGGAGGACUCUUACAGGAGAAUUAUGGGGGUCAAGAGAGCAGACUUCCUCAAGGCUAGACUGUGGAUUGAGUUUGAUGGCGAGAAGGGACUAGAUUAUGGAGGAGUCGCCAGAGAAUGGUUCUUUCUGAUUUCGAAGGAAAUGUUUAACCCUUACUAUGGGUUGUUUGAAUAUUCUGCUACGGAUAAUUAUACUCUACAGAUAAAUCCCAACUCUGGAUUGUGUAAUGAAGAUCACCUCUCUUACUUCAAGUUUAUUGGCCGGGUAGCUGGGAUGGCAGUUUAUCACGGCAAACUGUUGGAUGGCUUUUUCAUCCGCCCAUUUUACAAGAUGAUGCUGCACAAGACAAUAACGCUUCAUGAUAUGGAAUCAGUGGAUGGUGAGUAUUACAAUUCACUAAGAUGGAUUCUUGAAAAUGAUCCAACAGAACUGGACCUCAGGUUUGUCAUAGAUGAAGAGCUUUUUGGACAGACACAUCAACAUGAGUUGAAAAAUGGUGGAUCAGAAAUAGUUGUCACCAAUAAGAACAAAAAGGAAUAUAUUUAUCUUGUAAUACAAUGGCGAUUUGUAAACCGAAUCCAGAAGCAAAUGGCUGCUUUUAAGGAGGGAUUUUUUGAACUGAUUCCACAGGAUCUCAUCAAAAUUUUUGAUGAAAAUGAACUAGAGCUUCUCAUGUGUGGAUUGGGAGAUGUCGACGUGAAUGACUGGAGAGAACACACAAAGUACAAAAAUGGCUACAGUGUAAAUCAUCAAGUCAUCCAGUGGUUUUGGAAGGCUGUUUUAAUGAUGGAUUCAGAAAAACGAAUAAGGUUACUUCAGUUUGUCACUGGUACAUCCCGCGUGCCUAUGAAUGGAUUUGCUGAACUGUAUGGCUCAAAUGGACCACAGUCAUUUACAGUUGAACAGUGGGGCACUCCUGAGAAGCUGCCAAGAGCCCACACAUGCUUUAAUCGCUUGGACUUGCCACCCUAUGAAUCAUUUGAAGAAUUGUGGGAUAAACUUCAGAUGGCCAUCGAGAACACUCAAGGUUUUGAUGGUGUUGAUUAGAUUCCAAGUAACAAUCUCUGGUGUUUUACUGCCACUUUUUUAUAAGCAAAAUCUUGACUUAAUAUUUUGUAGGGAAUUACUAACCCUUGGCUGUUGAUUUUUCCCAGAUAUUGGAGAAAAUCCUAUCAAAACAUUAGAAGAAAUAGUAUGACAACUUUGCCACUAUUUCAUUCACUUAAAUCCUGUGUCGCACUGACCCAGGUGUUUUGUUCUAUCGUAAGUUCACACUCUAGGAUAUAAGUCCUGUGUGCCUGAAAUUGUGAGUUUUGUCCUUAACAUUUACCUCUUUUACAGAUUUGCCAGGCAGUUCUUUCUUAAACUACUGAAAUUAUAACUGUGAAAAUAGUUGUGAUAAGUGUCGUGUGUGAAAAGUUUGAUGCUUUUUGAGAAGGAAAACCAAAGUUGGGGGAAAAAACAUUAAUACUGAAUAUGCUACAGUAUAUUCAGUGCUGCCUGCAGCUAGUUAUUGUUUUGUAGACCUGCCUACUGCACCUUACUGCCCAGAUUUUUGAAAAAAUCUUGGAAAGUGUGUUACCUAUAUUUUUAGUCAAAUGACUCACUUGCAAAAAGCUGUUUACUUGUUCAUUUUAAAAGUAUUUGGCUUUUGUUAAUAUGUGGUUUUACUAAACAAGGUGGUUCAUGAGACAUGUGAAGCAAACUCGGAUUUGCAAAGGGUGAAAGGUAUUAAUGCCUCCGUCUUGCCUGUAUAUCUUUCUGGCUCAUUGGUAGAGUCAUUCACUCUUUCCUGUUUUAGUUUAGUUAAAAAGAAUUCCUUCUUCAAACUAAAGCUCAACAAAGCAGUAUUCCUAAAUAUGCCUUGAAGAACUAAGUCAAAUGUACAAUACUUGCCUUUACUAGUCAUUCUUUACACUUGCACAAUUAUGUAGUAAAUAUAUGUUUACAGGAUUUAUUAUGUUUACAGGCAAGCUAAUUUCUGUAGUUGCAUUUUUGUAUUUUUAGUAUUUCACUUUAGUCAAAAAACCAAAUAAUUUGUUAAAAGUAACCAAAGAAUAGUUAUAAUGCAUAAUUUGUAUUAAAUUUGUUACCAUAUUUCUUAUGCUUUUUAAAAAUACUGUUUACUAUGAAAAUGUUUUGCUCUAAAUCCAAAAUUCUUUAGGCAAAAUGCUACAGAUAAACUCCUACUUUAGCCAAACUGAAGUACAUAAAAAUCCUGUGCAUUCAGCAAAUAUUUACUGAAUGCCUGCUAUAUGCCUAGGUCUGUGCUAGGCCCUGGGGUGAGAGUUAGCAGCUUCAAAGAUAUCUAGCUGAAUCUUCACCCUCAAGAAGCUUGGAGAUAUGCAAAGGAAUUUUCAAACAAUCAAAAGUCAGGGUGAGCAGGAUAAGGCAAAAGGGAAAGUGUUCCAUGCACCUGCAAAGAUAAAGUGUGCCAAGACUGUAUUUAUAUGUUUUAUACCUAUAUUGGAAUGAUUAUAUAGAAAAUGCUCUUGCAAAAAGUUAAAGCUAUUUCUCAAUAUGGUAUCUUGGUGAUUUAGGAAUAAUUGUAAAUAUAUGUUAUGAAUCUUCUUAAAUACAUAUAUAUACAUAUAUGUGUGUGACACACACACACACACAUAUAUACUCAGAGUUGUAAAAAGUGCAUCUGGCUAUUGGUUCAAGUUUGUUCUAACACAAUGAGUACCUUUGAGCACAUGUGACAGAAGCAAAACCACUUUCCAAACAUGGCAUCAGCAGCUCAGCUUAGGGAGAGUAAUUCACAGAUCAGUGCACCCUGUAUCUUAUCUUCACCUGUGCUAACCAGCUUUUAGGGGAGACCACCAGAUGUAGCCCUAACUUUAUCACUUAGUAAAUAUUUAAACUGAAGCCAUGUACUCAACGUCUCUGGGCUCUUGGUUCUUCACCUGUCAAAGGAAAAUAAUCAUGGCUGCUGUCAUUGUCAUGUAAGAUUGUUGUAAACUCCAGAGAGAUGCUUUGCAAAGUAUCAUACAAUUGAAAGGUGCUUUGUGCUGACCAUCAGAUUUUGUCAAAUCAGGUGUGAACAUGAACUACACUCCCAAAGAAAAGUCUCUUCAUUUAAAAAUAAAAUGACUGCGAUCAGGCAAGGAAGUAGGAACAUCUGAUAUUGAAUACGUGCAGAUAUAUGUAAUCAUGUGUUUAUCUGUACAUGGACCUUACCAUACAAAUUCAUUUUCUCCACAUGAGCAAAGUAAUACUGAUACGGGCCAAUGCAUUUUGGAAUGUUCUUAUUAUGUAGAACUGAAUGUGAAAACUAUUUUUGUUAAAACAGGAUUUUACCACAUGAUUGUUUAAGUAUCACUUCUGUGAAAUAUAGCAGAAAUCGGAGCUUGAGAAAGUAUAAAGCUUGCUUUUCAUCUGACUCAUUCACUUGGAUGAUUCUGUGACUCAGAUAAAACAGGGUGUUAAUGAGACCAGACACUUCCCCCGGUCCCCAGCCCCCAGGCCCCAGCCAUGGACCCUCAUCCUCUUCAUCUCCCAGAUACGCACUGAUGGUCUGGAAGGAACCUAUAAUCAA